This is a messenger RNA of Protopterus annectens (West African lungfish), 1778 nucleotides long. RefSeq names its product chromosome chr1.part0 C19orf47 homolog (gene CCHR1.PART0H19orf47). Gene Ontology annotation, cellular component: nucleus. The record is from RefSeq and is a predicted model, not a curated record. NCBI's taxonomy places the organism in Eukaryota, Metazoa, Chordata, Ceratodontiformes, Protopteridae. The transcript is spliced from 8 exons. The coding region runs from base 429 to 1607 and encodes 392 amino acids.
GGAGGAAUGAAUAAUAGCAAGCCCUUUAUGAACUUUUACAUAAAAGAGAAUUAUCACUGUCCAUGGAACGCUGUGUUCUUUUUUAGCGUUUGUCUGUGUAACUCCACUUAGUUGCUCAGUAGUUCUGGAUAAAGCCAAAAAUAAUGAAACAAAGGCGCUAAAUCAGGAACAUUGUAUUUUCAGACCAAUAAGAAGUAUUAAACGUUUAUAACUGACAUUAUCGAUUAUAAUCCUCACAGAAUUACAAGAAAAUGAAAAAUUUACGACGUCCAGUGGGGAAAAAAGUAAGCGUCAAGAACCGGAGCGUUAUAAAAAAUUAGGGACCAUGAGAGGUACACCGGCCUGACGAACAGCCGCAGCAUUUAUACUCGAGGCGAACCAGAUAACGGAAGUGACGAUUAGGUCUAACCCUGCCCUUGUCCUACAAUAUGGCUUCUGUCACUCUGGCAACAUCUGAAUGGAUCCAGUUCUUUAAAGAAGCAGGUAUUCCUCCAGGCUUUGCUGUUAACUAUGCAAUUACAUUUGUGGAUAACAGGAUCCAGAAGAGUAUGCUGAUGGACCUAAACAAAGAAAUCCUGCAUGAGUUGGGGAUUGAUGUGGUUGGAGAUGCUAUUGCAAUAUUGAAGCAUGCCAAAGUUGCAUAUAAACAGGAUCUCUCUAAAUUGGCAACUGAACAAUAUUUGCCUGGUCAGAAGAACACUCUGCAGACAGCACAGCACAGAACUGCCAACACACCGGCAGCAAGAAUGAUUACUAGCAGUUUAAGCAGAGAUUUGCCAUCAUUUACACCUUCUCGGAGGCCUGAUACUGGUACAUCUAAAAUUUCGGUUACAGUUUCUAAUAAAAUGGCAACCAAAAAUGCUGAAACAGCUGUUUUAAAACCUGCUAUCAAUAAUCCUGAUGUUCCAGUGAAGCGACGCAGAAUUACUGCAGAGAUUGAGGGGUAUGUUAUCAGUAUGCCAAAGGGAGUAGCAGCAAAAAAAAGAAAGAUCCUGGAACAGCAGCCUACCACUGCUCUACAGAGGACAUCUGUGUUUGAGAGAUUAGGAGCUGAAAAAAAAGUGGAUACCAUAACAGGAAACAAGCCUACAGGAGUGUUCAGCCGACUUGGUGAGGAAUUAGAAGAAGGUGGAAAAAUUGUAGAUAGCGACGAUGAUGGAUCUGUCCUUCAGUAUGCAGGAGUGCUAAAAAAAACUUCAACAGCUUUUAGUAAAAAGCCACCAGCAUCCAUGAAAACAUCAAAGCAUUCGUCUUCUGAAGACAAGCCAGUAGUGACAGCUAUUUCACAUCUCCCGAGGUUACCAAACAGCAAUAAAAGCACAAUUGCCAGUGAAGUGAAAACAAGAACAACUCUUAAUGCUUCUGCAAAGCGAAAACAGGAUAAGCCAACAGAGACUCGAGACAGUGAAGUUAUUAGCACCAAGUCUGUGCCUUCUUUCAGAAUAACAUUCAGUAGGACACUGGGUAAUGCAAAAGUGCGCAGCACUAGCGAAAUGUGUGGUGCACAAAUGGACAGCACAAAAAAUAUUAGUGUGUUUGAAAGACUUGGGAGAAAAAAACUUCAAAAUGUAAGUUUAUCUAGUGAUAAGAAAUGUACUAGCAAAUGAGUUUCAUAUUAACUGAAGUUAAGCACUGCGUUUAUAGUAAAGAGCCAGAUCCGCUAAAGUGUAAUUUAAUGAAUGUUUGAAAACCUGUAUUCUUUUGCAGUAAAAAAAAGUGAUUUCUGAAAACCUUUAUAUACCGUCUUGCUUACUAAAGUAAAAAUGUUUAACAAGGAA